Aspergillus glaucus CBS 516.65 is the source of this 661-nucleotide messenger RNA. RefSeq lists its product as uncharacterized. NCBI's taxonomy places the organism in Eukaryota, Fungi, Ascomycota, Eurotiomycetes, Eurotiales, Aspergillaceae. Bases 104 to 511 code for a protein of 135 amino acids. The record is from RefSeq and is a predicted model, not a curated record. The transcript has a single exon.
UCCUUCCACGAACAGCCCUGGGCCGCCUCCUUGCCGCCAGGAGCGGACAUGGUGACUUUGCAGAGUACCAUGAACGCUUUAAACAUGAUGACGCCCUGCUGACAUGCUCUUGCGGCCGCAGAAAGGAACCAUCCCAUUUCUAUCAUUGCAGGGAGGGCCGCAAAGCAGCAGCACAUCCAUGGGGCCGCCGGUCUGUGACUUAUAUCCUCUGCACAAAGGCUGGAUACACUGCAUUUGCAGGCUGGUUGGGAGAAUCCAACUUCUAUACAGAUAUCUGCCGACGACAUUAGGCCAUCAAAACUCACCAAAUCCAGGGACAUCCAGGCUUACCUCCGGUCUCCCUUCCUCUCUCUCUCUCCCCUUUCUUUCCCCUUUUUAUUGUACCCCUUCCCUGCCCUUCUUGUUCGCGUUCAUGCUUUUUGUUGCAAACCAAUACGCGCAAUUUCGCUGCUUUGACAGUCAUGAAAACCCAAGCAGCCCCCCGCGCGGGGGGCUACCUGUAUAUAGAUGAUAGAUGGUAGUUUAGCUAGGUGACAGGCAGUCUCGAUCUGCCCGUCGUAUGUCCCGCACCGGGACCAGGGCUUUUCCGCUUCCGAGGUUCCCAAGGAUGCGUGGAAAGACCCGAACCUCGACGUAAAAUAGACACACACACACACACACA